AUGGCCGCCCUGGCCCGGCUUCAGGCGAGGCUAUCGGGGCUGCGGGAGGAGUAUUUCCGUAGGAACAGAUCUGUAGAUGAAGACAGAAAAAUAGAGUACAAAGCUGCUGUCAAAAUCCAGAGCUGGUUUCGAGGAUGCAGAGUCCGAGCCUAUCUGAGAUAUCUGAACAAAAUGGUGAUUUUUAUACAGAAGUGGUGGAGAGGUUAUCGAAGUAGAAGAUACUUCAGAAAAAUGGUGGAGACAGCAUAUUUUAUUAUGAAGAUGAAUUUCUACAAUGAAAUGGCUGUCAGGAUUCAGAAAAGAUGGCGAGGCUGUUAUGUUCGGAAAUAUAUCCAUAAUUAUUAUGCACUGAAGAAAUACCUGGAAGCCAUUUCUGUGAAUAACGAAAUUGUCAGGAGUGAACUCCAAGAGUACACAGAAAUGAAGGAAAAUGAAAAGAAAAGGAAAGACCAAGAAAAGAAAGAAAAGGAAAAGAAAUACCAAGCCCGAAAGAUGCAUUACCUCCUUAGCACUGAGCAGAUUGCAGGCAUAUACAAUUCGCCAUUCAGAAAAUCCCCGGAUCCAAUGGAACUGCUGCUACGGAAAUCAAAGCCAUUGAGCCACAGACGGCAGCAAAUGAAGAGUCCCUUCGCCUGUGAGCUCUAUGACUGGCCAACUUGUAGAAGGCCUCCAACUUUCUCCACAGGACAGGCUCUGCCACCUAUUGGCAGACAGAAACCUCAGGGGCCUUUCCGCGAUACUGCUGAAGUAUUGCAGCAGCGCUACAAGCCUUUGGAACCAACCUUGCAAGUGGCAGCAUCAAUCAAUUCACCACUAGAGAAGGCCAGAGAGGAAAUGAAAAGGGAGGAAUGGAGAAACCGUAUACAUGACAAUGAAUUUCUGCCAUUUUCUUCAUAUCAUAAAAAUGAGAAGUAUGACCCAUCAAUUCAUAGGUCAGGCAAAUAUGGCCAAGAAACUUAUGGAAUUAAACACUUCCGAGAAGUACAGCCUAAGAAGUGGGUAGCAGACAAGGACUUUCAAACAGUGUUACCAUCGAUUGUUCUCUUCGAAAAGUUUGGAAAAACUUAUUCCAGAACUGGGCAAAUAGUGUAAUUGUCCUGUAAACUGCACUAU
Messenger RNA from Gymnogyps californianus (California condor), 1113 nucleotides. It is a transcript of the gene SPATA17, whose product is annotated as spermatogenesis associated 17. The coding region runs from base 1 to 1092 and encodes 363 amino acids. The transcript has 10 exons. The record is from RefSeq and is a predicted model, not a curated record. Gene Ontology annotation, cellular component: spindle pole. Gene Ontology annotation, molecular function: protein binding. Gene Ontology annotation, biological process: establishment of meiotic spindle localization; mitotic cell cycle; spindle organization. NCBI's taxonomy places the organism in Eukaryota, Metazoa, Chordata, Aves, Accipitriformes, Cathartidae.